Ogataea parapolymorpha DL-1 is the source of this 861-nucleotide messenger RNA. RefSeq lists its product as uncharacterized. The record is from RefSeq and is a predicted model, not a curated record. The coding region runs from base 1 to 861 and encodes 286 amino acids. Lineage: Eukaryota; Fungi; Ascomycota; Pichiomycetes; Pichiales; Pichiaceae. The transcript has a single exon.
AUGGCUGCACAGAAAUCGGCAUCGCUCGAUGCUCCUCUUGAAAUGAACAAACCGAGCACCAUUGAAUCAAUGCCUAUUCUGCCUGACCUGGCUGAGCCGGUGACGAAUUUGCAGAUGGACUAUUUAUUUUACAAGAAAUCAUUGCUCACAAAGACAGUGUUCAAAUCCAAAGCUGUUGCGUCUUUGCUUGUUGCUGCGUUUGCAGGACUCUUUUACCGUAAAUUCGGGCCUUAUUUCACUCCAUACAACUUCAGGAACGGAACUACCGAAGGGUUGCACAAUAUCUACCACUCUCCAUUUUUCAUCCAAGACGCGUUUUAUCUUGUCUCCUCGACGUUUAUGAUUUUCUCUGCCACUCUUGUUGCCGCAUGGCUUCAUACGAACUUCUUGAAGUACGAGGCAGAGGAGGUGCCCAAGCACAUGGAGCAGUAUUUUGGGCUGGACCUGGAAGACUAUGCUAAGAGUUCUGUCAAGUCAAAGCUAAGAAGAGUCCCAGCAGACGUAAAGCAAAAAGUGAAAUUCAUGGAGAAACAUUCGUUUGUGAUACAAUAUCGCGAGACGCCGAUCGCUUUUAUAGUGCAGCAGAAGAAGUCUGAUUCCAGCUUCAACAUCACUGGUCUUGCCGUGAGACGGGUCUAUAUCAAGUCCAAGAUCCUUGCAGACUUGCUCGACUGGGCCAAGAAAGAACUUAGUCCCAAAGAAUCGACUUCGAUCACUGUCUACUCGUUUGAGACGUUUGAUAUUGACAUUCUCAAAGAAAGCGGUUUCAAGCUGUUGAAAAAAGAGCCGUUAGACUCCUUUGUUCUGGGAUCAUUGUUUGGGAUCACUCGCGACACAUACAUCUACGAAUGGAGCAGUUAA